UGUGACCCGACACAGUGUUUGUUCUGAGCCUUAUUGUGAUGAGCUUCAAGACAAGAACAAUGGCAGGUUAUGUAGCGUUUGCAUGUCGUGUAGUGGACUUGUAGAAGGCAGAUAAUUCAAAAAAAUAUUCAAAUUGCAGUAUAAAUAUAACAGGAUGAAGCCUCAAGUGACGGAGCUCGUAAUGAAGCACAAGGCGACGAGGCGGCCUGAGUGCUGCCGCUGCCUCCGCGUGCCCGGCGUGUACGCCAUCCUGCCUCACUGCCACCAUGCCUACUGCAUACCCUGCCUCACACACUCCUGGCGCUGCCUCACGCCUCACACCAGGUACCCUGCCUCACUGCCACCAUGCCUACUGCAUACCCUGCCUCACCCACUCCUGGCGCUGCCUCACGCCUCACACCAGGUACCCUGCCUCACUGCCACCAUGCCUACUGCAUACCCUGCCUCACACACUCCUGGCGCUGCCUCACGCCUCACACCAGGGCCGUCAAAGGCAGAGCAGCAGGUCCUGCUCACGAUUAUUUUUGCCUCUCAAAACGCAAUUGCUGUCAAGGCUUGCUCUCAAAAAUUCUGA
Molecule: messenger RNA, 574 nt
Organism: Hyalella azteca
Lineage: Eukaryota; Metazoa; Arthropoda; Malacostraca; Amphipoda; Hyalellidae
Exons: 4
Coding region: 155-574 (139 amino acids)
Source: RefSeq, a predicted model, not a curated record